ACAUCUACUUUUGACAAUAUUGAGCCAAACGAGGUAUCGAAGUGGGAAGUAGGCUUCACUUCUCCAACGCCAUUCUUGGACAAAGUAGCAGCAGGAACAGUAGAUUAAAAUUCCGGCCCACAAUCAAGGCCGGUGAAGGAUUAACCUGGGCUACUAGUACUUCGAUUGGAUGUGGGAGUUUUGGAGAAGGCAUAAGAGGAAGGUAUAUGUUACACUUGGAGUUGUUGGAAGUGGGUACCUUUUGUACAAGCUUUAUGACGGACACAGGCGACGUCUCUCUGAUCUUGAGAGGGAACUUGCGGAUGAAAGAAGAAAUGAGGAACUCAUUAGAUCCCAGGUUAAGGCACAUUUCGAGAACAUUCAAGGAAUUGCCGAUUCAACAACAUUGCCUCAUGUAAUGCGGAAUUUAAGAAAUCGAAUAGAAGAAGAAUUGGACCUUGCUCUCUUGACGGAGAGGUUGAUGAAAGGAAAAGACCAGCCAAAUACUCUAACAGCUGUAGAGAAGCUUGAGCUGUGGGAGAGACUCAAAAUUUUAACGUUUACCAGAAUUUUGUUGUCUCUUUGGGCCACCACAGUGCUAAGCUUGUAUAUUAGAGUUCAAGUCAACAUAUUAGGGAGACAUCUGUAUAUCGAUACUGCACGUGGCCUUGGAACCUCUUGUCAACUUGAUGAAGCUGAUCUAAUUGACAGAGAUGACGAGCAGCAGUUUCUAGCCAGUGCAGACUAUCUUACUAAUGUUGGCCUUCCUGCCUUGAUUUCAAGUUUUGAAACUGCAGCAUCUGAAGUUCUAAAAGGAAAACAGUUGAAGGAUUUCUUCAACACAACUUUACUGCAUGAUACUGUUCUGCGGAUAUUGGACACCUUCAUGAGCAUGGGAAGCCCUCAUCACUGGCUGGGCUUUUUGAUGCCAGAGCACUUUAAACUAUAUAACUCUGCAGCAACCUCUAGUAGUGGUAAUACAGAACCUUCUCCUUCAUCAAAAUUCGAACAACUUAUGCUGGAGGCACGGGCCGUUUUGUCAAGCUCUGAAUUUGAGAAUAUUCUGGACUUGUCACUUAAAACGGCAGUGGAUGUGAUGAUGGAAGACGUGACUGUCCUGUGCGGGGAAACCAAUUUAAAAUUAGGCAUUCCAUUAGCUAAACUUCUACCACGACUCGCUCAUAUGAGUCGUAUCCUGCUUGAAGAAUCCAAUCGGAACAGGUAUAUCCAAGUUGUCCAAGACAUGCCAGAAGUAGAAAUGUUCUUCACCUUGUUAUAUGCAAGCACACCGACUUCAUAGUGUAGGAGCAUUGUUGUACUUUUAUGUUAGCUUCAGCCCAGGCAUGGAUGUAAUAGAUUAUAUUAACUCUUUGUUAGUUUCUGUAAGGGAAAAGAAAAAAUAAGGAAGCUGAAGGUUUUUCUAGUGAAAUUUCAUUCUUUCUAAGUACCCACUGUAAUCUGUAUGCUGCUUAGUAUUAAUUUCUUAUACAACCUGAUUGUUUCAUCAGCUGAAUUAAUGGUUUAGACCCUCUA
Molecule: messenger RNA, 1512 nt
Organism: Nicotiana attenuata
Lineage: Eukaryota; Viridiplantae; Streptophyta; Magnoliopsida; Solanales; Solanaceae
Product: peroxisome biogenesis protein 3-2
Exons: 7
Coding region: 170-1279 (369 amino acids)
Biological process (GO): protein import into peroxisome membrane
Cellular component (GO): peroxisomal membrane
Molecular function (GO): protein-macromolecule adaptor activity
Source: RefSeq, a predicted model, not a curated record